AUGACUUCAUGGCGCGAUGAGUAUAUCCAGGCUCUCCAAGACCGAGACCUGCGAGAGCAGGCAAGCUAUCAGAAGUUGGAUGCCGAUCUGAUAGCAGCCUUCACCAAUCUCCUCGACCGCACCGCCGAGCUCGAAGCCGACAAAGCCUCAAAUCUCUGGCCAUCUCCGCCUCAAUCCGACUCGAAAACCCGAGACUCCCCCAAGCCAACAGGAACGAAUGAAGGCACGGGACAGCUAAGACGGGAUCUUGCAGAAACAUUACGCUCAAACGGGCAGCUGCAGACUCGGAUCAAGAAUGCGGAGGCGGAGCUGGUGAAGCUACGCGCGAAGAGUAAGGCGGAUACGAAACAAAUAGAGGAGUUGUCGAGGGACAGGUCGUAUCUUGCGCAGAAGCUUAAAGAUAGGGAUGAGGAGCUGAGGGGGAAGACAAAGCUGCUUGAUGACGUUCAUGAUGAGGUCAUCUCGCUCAACUUACAGUUGAACAUGUCGGAGCAGAAGGUUAAGGAUCUGAAAGCUGAGAAUAAGGACCUUAUUGAUCGUUGGAUGGCGAGGAAGGGAAGGGAGGCAGAGGAGAUGAAUAGAGCAUUUGAGGAAAGAUGA
Molecule: messenger RNA, 600 nt
Organism: Cadophora gregata
Lineage: Eukaryota; Fungi; Ascomycota; Leotiomycetes; Helotiales; Ploettnerulaceae
Exons: 3
Coding region: 1-600 (199 amino acids)
Source: RefSeq, a predicted model, not a curated record